ACCGAAAGAGUGGCAGGGCUUGCGGUCGGUAGGAAUUCGGAGGUGCUGGGCAGCCGUCCGUGGCUGGGUAUAGUUCCUUCCCCUGCCAUGAACGGUCCGGUGCGGACCGAGCCGCUGCACGGUGAGACCCCUCUGCUGGCCUCCAGCGACUCCUACUCGGUGGUGGUUCUGCUGCGCGGCUACGCGGAGCCGCAGGGGACCGGCGACGCGGUGCGUGCUGAUGGCACUGUGACCCUCGUCCUGCCCCGGGCCUGGGCCUCGGAUUCCAGCCGCCGAAGGUCCCCGUCCGCAGACGGCGGCGCGAAGACUGCCCUGGAGGAGGCGGUGCGUGGCCCCAUCCUCGUGGACACCGGGGGCCCCUGGGCUCGGGAGGCGCUGCUGGAAGCCUUGGCUAGGCAGGGCGUGGCCCCCGGAGACGUGACUCUGGUGGUGGGGACCCACGGGCACUCGGAUCACAUUGGGAACCUAGGGCUGUUUCCCCGGGCGGCUCUGUUAGUGUCCCAUGACUUCUGCCUUCCCGGGGGCCUCUAUCUGCCUCAUGGGCUGUGUGAAAGGCAGCCCUUGAUAUUGGGCUCCGGACUGCAGGUGUGGGCCACGCCGGGCCACGGAGGACAGCGGGACGUGAGUGUCGUAGUGGAGGGCACCAGCCUGGGCACCGUGGUGGUGGCUGGUGAUGUGUUCGAGCGCCUUGGGGACGAGGACUCCUGGCAGGCCCUGAGCGAAGACCCGGUAGUUCAGCAGCGGAGCCGGGAGAGGAUCCUAUGUGUGGCCGAUGUGGUGGUACCUGGUCACGGAGCCCCCUUUCGGGUGGUCAGGGGAGCAGUGAAGAGUUCGGAGGAUUUGGUGUGUGAAGACAAGGAGGCCGCUUAACUGGACUCCUAUCAGGAAAGCCCCUCCAGCGAGGAACUGGAGUCAGGGAGACCCAGAGGACACAGAGCAAGCAAGACUUGUCACUUGUCACAUUCAGCUUUGCCAGGAGGCAGCUUCCAAGCAGGAUGGAGUGACUGACAUCAGCCACCUUUAUCACUAUCUGCAACCUAAGCAGGACGAAGGACUGGCUCAACUCUGCACCUUCUGUGAGCCUCAGUAAAAUGCAGAAAAAAAAAUUUUUUUAAUUAAAAUAUUUAUGGGA
Molecule: messenger RNA, 1132 nt
Organism: Peromyscus eremicus (cactus mouse)
Lineage: Eukaryota; Metazoa; Chordata; Mammalia; Rodentia; Cricetidae
Gene: Mblac1
Product: metallo-beta-lactamase domain containing 1
Exons: 1
Coding region: 88-870 (260 amino acids)
Source: RefSeq, a predicted model, not a curated record